Molecule: messenger RNA, 2150 nt
Organism: Bombus pascuorum
Lineage: Eukaryota; Metazoa; Arthropoda; Insecta; Hymenoptera; Apidae
Gene: PIG-T
Product: GPI transamidase component PIG-T
Exons: 8
Coding region: 291-1997 (568 amino acids)
Biological process (GO): attachment of GPI anchor to protein
Cellular component (GO): GPI-anchor transamidase complex
Source: RefSeq, a predicted model, not a curated record
GUUAAACAACCGAUAUUUGACUGAAAUCGAUUAACCAAUUAGUUGACUGAAAAUUAAGAAAGAUUUAAUAGCAUUUGGUAUAAUGUACCAUAAUAUGUUAUCUCAUGUUUAUAUCAUUUUCAUAUUUACCCACAAGUGAAUUAAAUAUGAUUUAUGCGGCGUACUAAAAGACAGAUAUUGUUUAUUGAUCUAAAUCUUUAUCUUUCUCUGUUAUAACAGAUAUAAAAUGUUUGAAAAUUACUUUACAGAUAAAGCAAUAUUAAAUUGAACUAUAUCAAAAUCAUUUGAUAAUGAUGCAUUUUAAAAUACCAUUAUUUUUUAUCCUUGUCACCCUGAUGAAAUGUGUGUUUCCACAAAAUGAUUUCUUUGAUGAAGAACUAAUGUUAAAACCAUUACCAAGCAAUCAUGUCUAUGCAUAUUUUCAAUUUACUACUGUAUGGGAAACCACAAAAGACAUAACAACAUUCCAACAUUCUCAUUUAUUUCCAAGAGGACUUGGUGAAAUUAUAAGUCGUCACAAUGUAAAUGAAUUACAUCUUACAUUAACCAAAGGAUUAUGGAAUUAUCAAAAAUGGGGAUAUCCUUAUCAUGAUGCUGGUCCUGGUGCUGAAAUAUAUUCAUGGUUCCACAAAGAUGUUAAUAACGUUGAUGAUGAGUGGAAAGGUUUAACAAAUGCACUAGCUGGCUUAUUUUGUGCUUCCUUGAAUUUUGUUAAUCCUGCAAACAGUAUGUCUCCAGAAUUUACAUUUCGUCCUACAGGGGUAGUAGAUCACAGUAUCAAUUCUAGUCAUUUACGCUAUUCAUCAUUACCAAAAGAAAUAGUCUGCACUGAAAAUUUAACACCAUUUAAAAAAUUAUUGCCAUGUAAUUCUAAGAAAGGCUUGGCAACCUUAUUAAACUCUGCUUAUAUUCACAAUACAAACUAUCAUUCCAUUGGAGUACAUUUUCGAGUUAUAUGCUCAAACACAAUCUGUACUAAAACAUCAUUAGAGUUACGUCAGUCUGUUUCAUUGAUAUAUGACACAAUAACCGAUGUAUCACAGAAUUGGUCAAUUCGGAAAUUUUUUGGAAUGGGUAUUAGAGGAGCAUGCCCUCUUGCUACAUUAAGCAAUGUAUAUAUUGACAUAUCUAAUAAUAAUACUAAUCAAGUUUAUGAGUUAGUACCUACUCCAAGUGCGAAGAUCGUUAGUCUUCGAGGAGGACAAUUAAAUGAAAUAGCUGUUUAUGACAUUAGAUCGCUUUCUUCAAAAGGAAUAUUUAAUAUUGAAGUUCUAUGUAAUACUACUCGUACGGCUGGUUUAAAUUAUCCUUCAAUUCUAUAUGCAAAUAGAUAUGUCAUUGGAUAUGGACAAGAAAGAGGUAGUUUAGUAACAAAAAUUUACAAUAAUUACUGGCAAACACUUGAUAUUAUUUUAUUAGAAAGUAUUCCAUGGUACUUGCCAGUAUAUUUACAUUCUGUCAAAAUAACUUGUGGGGCAAAAAAUAUUAUACCAUUGACACAGCGUUAUGUACCAGGCAAGCAACGUAAAAGUCCUUACUAUUUGGAACUUAUUUUACGUUUACCACCGCAAUCAGUAACUAAAUUUUCUAUAGAAAUGGAUUAUUCAUUUCUUAAAUGGCAAGAAUACCCGCCAGAUGCAAAUCAUGGGUUUUACAUGGGUCCUGCAAUAAUCACUGCAUUACUUCCAAUUGCAAGAAAUUAUACUGCGUUACCACUCGAUGGAAGUACCAUAACAUCAAGUUUCAAUGCUUCAAGAGAAGGCUAUCUGGUACAGCUAAGAACCGAAUCUUUACUAAUUAGUUUACCGACGCCUGAUUUUAGUAUGCCGUACAAUGUAAUUUGUUUAGCCUGUACAGCAAUUGCCCUAGCAUUUGGUCCACUUCAUAACAUUUCAACUAAAAGAUUAGUUUUGAAACGUGUUGAAAUGGAUUGGAAGGAAAAAUUAUUAUCGUCUUUAAUGAAAAAAAUCGUUAAAUCAAAAAAGAAAGAAGAAUGAAAAGUGUAAUUUAUUAUUUGAUUUUAAAUAUAUAUGCAUUUUUAAGUAAGACAAAAAUGUCUGUUAAAAUAUAAAUGGAAAAGAAAUACAAAUACAAUAAUCUUACAAUAAGGUACAUUAACGAAGUUGAUUAUAAAGAAAAUUAACAAUUCA